This is a messenger RNA of Entrophospora sp. SA101, 861 nucleotides long. Lineage: Eukaryota; Fungi; Glomeromycota; Glomeromycetes; Entrophosporales; Entrophosporaceae. The record is from the annotation of a GenBank genome assembly.
CCUGCAACAUCAACAGACAAAAUUUCAACAUCACCCAAAAAAAAAUCAUUUUCAACUCCUAAAAAUGAAGAUCAAUCAAAAGGUACUUCUUCUAUCUCUGCUACACCAACACAUCGUAGGCAAAUUCGUGUACGUCGUGGUCGACGAUUAUUUAGACGAAGAGCUUCUUCUAAUGAACUUAAAAGCAAACAGAGAACGAAUGAUGGAGACAGUGAAUGCACAAACCAAGAUGAAUUGUUACUUAGAAUUAACCAAAAAUGGUCAGAUAUGAUAGCUCAAGGUAAAGCAGCAUUGACCAGUACUGUUGAGGUAACUGAAGUUGAAAUGAUGCUCAUAGAAGAAAGAGAACGUGAAGAAAGAAUAAUGAGAGAACUUGGACUUCAAACACCUGUUGGACGUCAUAACAGAAGAUUUACUAAUUCAUCAUCUUCGGGUUAUGACUCUUUGUCUGAUUCUAGCAGUUAUUCUGCAUCAGAAACAUCUUAUUGUGAAUAUGGUUAUGGUUCUAAUAAUAGGUUUGCCUCAUCAACAGGAUAUGACCCUCCUUUAAGAUAUGGGUCAACAGCUCAUUAUUAUUCACCCAUAACUUAUGGUUCACCUGGAAUAUAUUCUUCAUCUGUAGGUUAUAACAUGUUAGGCAGUAAAUCUUCGAAUGAAUUUUCCAGUCCAAUCCCAAGUAGAUACCAUGAAAUACCACCAUCACAAAUACAGUCAAUACAAUCAAUCCCACAAUUUGCUUAUAAUAAUUUGAUUUCAAAUAGAUAUAAUGUUGCUUUAUCAACUGACACCCAAGCCACAAUUUUUCUUGCGCAAAAAAAUGCUUGGGAUGAAAUAUCUGCUCAAUGGGCCGACAGCGAAUGA